AGAGAGGUGGGGAGGACUAGAGGCGGCGCAGCUGUCAGUUGUGUUCGUCCUUCUCGUCAAAAUCUGUUGCAGACUCGACUAAAGUGUUUACCAGCUCAGUGUACUUUGAGAGCUUAACCAAUGUACGGACCUAUGGGAGAUACAUCUUGUUCUCCCCAUAACAACAUAUCACAGCGUAAAGUUGACUGCCUUGCACUUUGGUAACUGUUGGAUGGUAAGGUAGACUGAGUUGGCUUCUUUGAGCAGGAAGGUUAGGCUACCCUGGAAGACUACACCUAAAUACGUGUGUUGUUUUAAGGAUUUUUAUGCGAAGUUUCUUCUUCCCAAUGUUAAUCUAUCAUUGAGUGUGAGGUAGCAUCGCUGGAAGCAUACAGGACUGCUGCCAAUCUGUGAGGUUGGGACUUGUUGCGUGAAAAACACAUCCCCCGGGAAUAGUGUUUUCGGGUAAACCCCGUUUUUAAAACCAAUUUGCAUUCAAGUCGGUGCGUGUCCGUGGUGUUUUGAUUUCACAACAGGGCAGAUUUUCGAGUGUCUGUGGUGGGUGUUCCCCAAUCCUCUAAUUCUAGUCCUGACAGUAUACAAGUCAGGUCGACUUUGUGGAGACUGGAGAGCGAACAUGAGACUGGAUGUGAUGGACCUUAGGCGUGAUUAAAGAAAUUGAAGUAAUUACCUAGGUCUACCCAACUGCCUGACCGGAGCGGCUCUAAUGGUCUAACGGAACAGCCCUCGCCAGAUGUGCGCUGGAGUCCAGUUCCGUGGUUCAUAUUUUUGGAAAGGCGCAGCAGACCCCUCCAUAGCCUACCCGUGCACUUAUAUGUAAAUAAAUGGCACCCAUAAUACGUCGAAUUUAGUGAUUUCCUAUAGCCUGUAACUGCUGAGAAGAUGUCGGAGCAAGAGCGCUAUGGGGACGGACUGUGCGACGAUGGAGCUCCGGAGAUCAUCCCGCCGAGAGCGUCCAGGACGGGAAGGCGGAGCGGAGUCAUCCUCCCUGGCCAGGACAACGAUACCAUCGUCCUGGAGGCAGUGAGGGCAGCCCCACGCAGGAGCAGCAUCAUCAAGGAUCCUUCAGUGCACAAGGUGGCCGGCGGGCGCAAGAAGACUGUGUCCUUCAGUAGCAUCCCCUCAGAGAAGAAGGUGAGCAGUGCUGCCGACUGCCUGGCCUUCAUGCAGGGGGGCUGUGAGCUGAAGAAGGUGCGUCCCAACUCCCGGGUCUACAGUCGUUUCUACACCCUGGACCAGGACCUCAGCUGCCUGCGCUGGGAGCCCUCUAAGAAGGAUGGGGAGCGCGCCCGCCUGGACAUGGCCACUAUCAGGGAGGUGAGGACGGGGAAGAGCACUGAGACCUUCCUGCAUAACGGACCUGCUGCAGAACAUCUGGCUGAGGAGGCAGCCUUCUCUAUCAUCCACGGGGAUGACUACCAGUCUCUGGACCUGGUGGCUCUCUCCCCUGACGUGGCCAACAUCUGGGUAACGGGGCUGCGUUACCUGGUGUCCCACCCCUCUGUCAUCGGGCAUGGAGGGGGGGCAGGUGGGGGAGGAGGUCUGGGAGAGGGGAGCAUCAUAGGGGAGGGUAGCCUCGGCAGUAAGAUGAGGAGGGAUUGGCUGGCCGCAGAGUUUGCCGAGGUGGAUGAAGAUGGAUACGGGGUCGUCUCAGAGGAUACGGCCGUGGCAACCAUCUGCAAGCUGUAUCCUGGGAUCAAGGAAGCUAAGGUGCGCCUGAGGUUCAAGGAGAUCCAGAGGAGCAAGGAGAAGCUGACGUCUCACGUGACGCGCAAGGAGUUCCAGGAGGCCUUCUGUGAGCUAUGCACUCGCCCAGACGUCUACUUCCUGUUGGUCCAACUCUCCAAGGACCGCGAGUGUCUGGACGCCCAGGACCUCCGUCUCUUCCUGGAGACGGAGCAAGGCCUGUCUCUGGCCACGGCCGAGGGCUGUCUGGAACUGGUCCGACGCUUCGAGCCCUCCGGCCCUGGGAAAGAGAGAGGUCUACUGGCUCUGGAUGGAUUCUCCCGCUACCUGCAGUCCCCAGAGUGCCAGCUGUUUGACGUGGAGCACCAGGCAGUGUGUCAGGAUAUGAGCCUGCCCCUGUCCCACUACUACAUCAGUACCUCCUAUCGGUCCUAUCUCCUGGAUGACCAGGUCCAUGGGAGGGCUGAUCUAGGGGGCCUGACCAGGGCUCUCCAGGCCGGGUGUCGGUGCCUAGAGCUGGGGGUGACAGACGGCCCAGAGGGGGAGCCGCUCCUGGGGGUGGACUAUGGUCCUGAUGCCCACCACCACCACCACCACCACCAUCAUCACCACCACGCCCCGGUCACCAUCCGCAGUGCCCUGGAGGUGGUCAAUAAGUACGCCUUCCUGACCUCGCCCUAUCCACUUCUGCUCUACCUGUGCCAGCGCUGUUCUCCCUCCCAGCAGCGUACCUUGGCCCAGCACCUGAGGAAAGUGUUCUCUACACGUCUCUACACCCCUGAGGCCCUGCCGGUCAGCCUGGGGGGGCGAGCCACCACCCUACCCUCCCCAGAGCAGCUGAAGGGCCGAGUGCUGCUGGUGGGGAAGAAGCUACCGCCCGAAGAGGAGGGGUCUGAGGGAGAGGUGUCAGAGGAGGACGAGGAGAUAGGGGGAGGCGGGCCCUUGGCUGGUCGGAAAAUGACCAUACCUGGGGAGGAGGAACUGGGCGCGGUUUUAGUGGUGCCCCCGCCCCCUCAGCCCAGGAGACUCCGCCUCCGACAUGAGCUAUCAGAUCUUGUGGGCGUGGCUAGAACCGGAAGCCGUAGCUUCUACAACCACCGAGAAACAAGGAAACAAGGACAGCAGCACUCCCCGCCCAGCACCCCCUCCACCCCGGGCACGCCCUUUCCCCCUGAGUCGCCCUAUUGGACACUGUGCUCCCUGGGGGAGGGAGAAGCGGGACGGCUGGCCAGUGAGAGCCCAGAGGAAUUAGUAAGCUUCACCAAGCGCACCCUGAGCCGUGUUCGGCCAAGCUCCGUCCGCCUGGACUCCUCCAACCCCAACCCCCAGGGCUACUGGAAGGGCGGGGUCCAGCUAGUGGCCCUCAACCAGCAGACCCCCGGGGCCAUGCUGGACCUCCACAGAGGCCGGUUCACCCAGAACGGGGGCUGUGGCUUCGUGCUGCGGCCAGGGGUCAUGAGAGAUGAGGUGUCCUACUUCAGUGCUGUGACCCAGGGCUGUGUGCCUGGCGUUCCCCCUCAGACCCUCAGGGUGAAGGUGAUCAGCGCUCACAGCCUGCCCAAGCCGCAGGGCGCCGGGGCUAAAGGAGAGGUUAUAGAUCCCUACGUGGUUCUGGAGCUGCAUGGGGUACCGGCGGACUGCGCUGAGCAACGGACCAGGACUGCAGCACAGAACCAGGAUGACCCACUGUUUGAUGAGACUUUUGAGUUUCAGGUGAAUAUGCCGGAGUUGGCGCUCCUCCGCUUCGUGGUAUUGGACGAUGACUACAUCGGAGACGACUUCAUUGGCCAGUACAGCGUGGCCUUCGAGUGCCUUCAGCCGGGCUACCGCAACGUGCCCCUGCUGGGUCUGGUGGGAGACCCCUUGCCCCACGCCAGCCUAUUCAUCCAUGUGGCCGUGACCAAUCGGCGAGGGGGGGGCAAGGCUCAGAGGAGGGGUCUGUCUGUGCGGAGAGGGGUACGGCGGGGGCGAGAGUACGUGACCCUACGGAACACGGGUAUUAAAGCUCUGGAUGAUACGUUCCGUCCCGCUAGCGCCCCUCUCAAGGAGGCCACGGACUUGCGGGAGGAUGCACAGAGGGCCAGUAUGACUUUCAAGGAGCAUUGUGGGCUCCCCCCAGUGGCCAAGUUGAAGCAGUGCAUCCAGAGCCUGGCCACGCGGCUUCAGACCCCAGAGGGCCCUCGGGGGGCCAGCAUGACCCUGAAGGAUGGCUACCCCCACUUGGAGGCACUGGGCAGCAUCACUGACACCACGCGCAAACUACUGAGCCACUAUGAUAUGAUGAUCUCAGCCCAGAAGCAGCUGAUUGAGAAGGCAGACGCUGUGCAGGAGAGGAUUGCACAGGUUCAGAGAGAGGGAAUGGAGUUUCAUGAGGAGCUGCCCAGGCUGGGAGAGAAGGAGGGGCUGAAGGGGCGCAAGCAUAGUAAAGCCCUGGAGAGUUUCACCUGGAACAUCACUGUCCUCAAGGGUCAGUGUGAUCUCCUGCAUGGUGCCAAGGCAGACUCUCUGGAUGCUCUGAGACAGUUGGCCCUGGCCUGUGAAGCCUGUGGCUUGACCUCUACCACCUCCUGCGGUCCCUCUGACCUCCUCUACACCCCUCACGGCAGGAGGGGCAGCACCCAUGGCAAUGGACGAAUCUGACACACCCAACCUACCAGAGAGAGAGGGAGGGGGAGAGAGGGAUGGAGCGGAAGAGAUGGUGACACCCCCCAAAAUCCCAAACUACGGGGAGGGAGGGAGGGGGUGGGGACAGAGAGAGAGUGGAAUGGUAUAGAAUAGAGGCCAGAGCCUAUCCCUUUAUCCAGAAUAAAGUAGCAAGACUACUGAAGAAUCGUUGCAGUAAUUUGACACCCUGACUUUGUGUUCAUCAGUCCUGAGGCUUUUUAACAAAACAUGAAUGUUCUUACGUUAUGUAAAAAACACUUAUUUAACAAUGUGAAUUUGAACUUAAUAUAACUUUCUCCGUUUCUUUCUGAUGGAAAACACUGACUAAAUGAAUACAUUUUCUCUAUGUUUUUUUUGUUUCUCCCUAAAAGGGGAUUGUGAUUGUGAACACAAAACAUUGUUUUGCUGUGAGGAAGAGCGGUGGUGACUUUUAUGUUAAAGUUACUUUCUCUAUGGACCCUGUACGCUGAACCUAAUGUUUGGAUUUUGCUCAACUCACCAUUUCUGAGCACAGUGGUUUGAAGAACCUGUUUAAGUUCUCCUUCCUAACAUUUGAAGCCCAGAGAGUCUAUGGAGGAGUCAAUUACAUUUUCCAGGAAUUCACAACCACAACAACAAGCGCCUGUUAUACUCUGUUAGCCGGGGUUGUCUGCCCGCCUGAAGACUCUCCAGGUAGCCUAGUGGUCAGAGCGUUGGGCCAGUAACUGAAAGGUUGCUGUAUCGAAUCCCCGAGCUGACAAGGUAAAAAUCUGUCCUUCUGCCCCUGAGCAAGGCAGUAGACCCCCACACCUCUCUGAUUCAGAGGGGUUGGGUUAAAUGCGGAAGACACAUUUCAGUUGAAGGCAUUCAGUUGUACAACUGACUAGGUAUCCCCCUUCCCCACACGCAUCGACCUAAUUUAUCCCUCGGAGGAACUGAUGUAACGCUGUUGAUGAGAGCCAUUCUCCUAGUGGAUACAACGAGGGGCUUUCAUUCAGGGACGGAGUGAAGGGUGACCCCCAUGUCCAAGAGGACAUGCUGAGGGACAAUUGAUUAAUUAAUUGGUUGUGUUAAAAAGGCUUGGUUGAUUGAUAGAUGUGUAUUUCUCCACUAGAGGACAUUAUUGGCGUGUCUGUGUUACUAUGAGGGAUGUAUAGGGGCCCCUUUCUCUAUGAGUUGACUGAAAGUAUGUGCUGGGUUUGUCCCAGCUUAAAAAACUCACUCAGCUAAACACUGAUGUACUCUGACAAAGAACUACAAAAAUGGCGCCACUAGGUGCUACUACUAACCUCGGUGUGUUUUUAUGCUUGCCCACUUCUGAUGGAGUGUGGGACAUUAAAUGGGGUCUCCUGUGGCUCAGAGGUAAACAUUCCGUUCUAGCCUGGGGUAGGAGGUGAUGUACCGUCCCUACAGUGAUGGAUAUUAGAAUGCUGCAUAAGAAAGGCUAUUAGCUAAAUAAAACUCAUGCCCUUACCAUAGAACAGGUGCUAGUUCUAAAGCCUCGGCCUCUGCGUUAACCCUUUAUGUGCAUUUAUGAACAAAACGGCAGAUGAGUCGUUCCACCAAAAUAGAGCCUCUUGCAUUUUAUGUAGAAAUUGUGCACCAAUAUUGAAUCUGAAAAGUCUGUUGUAUUAAAUGAAGUGCCCUUUUAAUAUAGACCACAUGGAGAAUUCAAUAUCUUUAUAAGGAAUAACGUGCCAAAGUGCCAAAAUGCAGUAUUUUGGCAUGUCCCUUCGUGCACCCUCAGUUACUGCUAGGAAGAUUUGAACCCACUUAAACCCAACAUUUCUCCCAAGUUUUCAACAUCAUCGUAAAGUCCUAGUUGUUUUGUUGCUUUGACAAAGUCCAUUCUGAAGAUUAUUAUUGAUUUAAUGUGAUUCAUUUACGUCCGUCCCUCAUUUUAAGGUCAACCCUGUUACCUGAACUGAACUCGGGUUUUCAAAAUGGUGAAACUAUUCCUUUAAAAAAAUAAACAUUGAACGUCUUAUAGUCAAAUCAUAGUGUGAAAGCAGGUGAGUUGGUUCUACUCUUGUUUGGCCAUUUUCUAGUGUUUUGUGGUGGGAAACUGAGCGGGUCGAGGAUUUCGCGUCAACCCUUUUCCCCACAGAUAGCCCUGUCUAGAACCCUUUUCCCCACAGAUAGCCCUGGCUAGAACCCUUUUACCCACAGAUAGCCCUGGCUAGAACCCUUUUACCCACAGAUAGCCCUGGCUAGAACCCUUUUCCCCACAGAUAGCCCUGGCUAGAACCCUUUUACCCACAGAUAGCCCUGUCUAGAACCCUUUUCCCCACAGAUAGCCCUGGCUAGAACCCUUUUACCCACAGAUAGCCCUGGCUAGAACCCUUUUACCCACAGAUAGCCCUGGCUAGAACCCUUUUACCCACAGAUAGCCCUGGCUAGAACCCUUUUACCCACAGAUAGCCCUGGCUAGAACCCUUUUCCCCACAGAUAGCCCUGGCUAGAACCCUUUUACCCACAGAUAGCCCUGGCUAGAACCCUUUUACCCACAGAUAGCCCUGGCUAGAACCCUUUUACCCACAGAUAGCCCUGGCUAGAACCCUUUUACCCACAGAUAGCCCUGGCUAGAACCCUUUUACCCACAGAUAGCCCUGGCUAGAACCCUUUUACCCACAGAUAGCCCUGGCUAGAACCCUUUUCCCCACAGAUAGCCCUGGCUAGAACCCUUUUCCCCACAGAUAGCCCUGGCUAGAACCCUUUUCCCCACAGAUAGCCCUGGCUAGAACCCUUUUCCCCACAGAUAGCCCUGGCUAGAACCCUUUUACCCACAGAUAGCCCUGGCUAGAACCCUUUUACCCACAGAUAGCCCUGGCUAGAACCCUUUUACCCACAGAUAGCCCUGGCUAGAACCCUUUUCCCCACAGAUAGCCCUGGCUAGAACCCUUUUCCCCACAGAUAGCCCUGGCUAGAACCCUUUUCCCCACAGAUAGCCCUGGCUAGAACCCUUUUACCCACAGAUAGCCCUGGCUAGAAAGGUUUUAACAAUUUAAAGCUUGUGUUCACAUGCCCCUCACAACCAUCUUCCAUUCUCCCUGUCACAUGCCCCUCACAACCAUCUUCCAUUCCCCCUGUCACAUGCCCCUCACAGCCAUCUUCCAUUCCUCCUGUCACAUGCCCCUCACAACCAUCUUCCAUUCUCCCUGUCACAUGCCCCUCACAGCCAUCUUCCAUUCCCCCUGUCACAUGCCCCUCACAGCCAUCUUCCAUUCCUCCUGUCACAUGCCCCUCACAACCAUCUUCCAUUCUCCCUGUCACAUGCCCCUCACAACCAUCUUCCAUUCCCCCUGUCACAUGGGAUUCAUGACUGAUUUACGAUGAAAUCGUCAACCCUGAUACUUUAUUUGGCACAUAAUAGGUACUUACUAUAGUAAUGUUUUUAUUUAAAAUCUCUUGAGAUGGAACGACCCAGAUACAGAAUGCAAAGAUUCCUGUCUAGCCUAAUCUGCUCGGCUGGUGUGUUGAUGUUUUUUGCUGUGUUGAGACGCUACAAAUCUUAAAUAAAACCUCUGAUCGAACAACACUCUGGUCCAACGCCAUAGUUCUGUACUUUACUAUACUAUAGUAACUCUCUGUAAACCUUAAAGACCAUUUAGCAAGUUACAUUUGGUUAAAUUGUUCUAAUAAAAAUAGAAUAACCCCCCCAUGUUGUGACUUAUGCCGCGUUCAAGACAACUGGGAACUCAGGGGAAAAAAAACAGCUCCGACUAGGAUUUUUUUUUUUACGGUCAUCCCAACUCGAAAUUUGAAGUUGGACACACUGGCAUCUUUCUAGAGGGCCGACUUUCCGACCUGAAGAUCACUAACGUCAUGAUUUGACCUCGUUUGACCUUGAGUUCCUGGUUGCCUUGAUAGCCCCAUUAUACCGGCCCUUAUAGCGAUGUGUGUAUGGGCAACGGUUGCAUCCAAACGGGCACUGUAUUCCCUACGUAGUGCAUUACAACCUACGUCUGUCUGUGUCUGCUUUCUCCUCUGACCGAACAUUCAAACACAUGUUUGUUUUGUCCCAUCGUCGUACACUCGUCACAGUAUGUUGUCUUUGUAAAAACAAAUAUAGAAGAGGAUUUAUUGAAGGGGAUGACGAGUGUUUUAAAACUAAUAAAUAUUAUAUUAAAUGGCCCUAGCUUUAAUUUUGAAAAGCUAGAUUUUUUUUUCUCUCUGAUUACCAAUGUCACAGUUGUACCCUGACUAAAUAAAACUAUAUUUUACUGACCA
Oncorhynchus mykiss (rainbow trout) is the source of this 8559-nucleotide messenger RNA. RefSeq names its product inactive phospholipase C-like protein 1. Gene Ontology annotation, molecular function: phosphatidylinositol-4,5-bisphosphate phospholipase C activity. The record is from RefSeq and is a predicted model, not a curated record. NCBI's taxonomy places the organism in Eukaryota, Metazoa, Chordata, Actinopteri, Salmoniformes, Salmonidae. Gene Ontology annotation, biological process: release of sequestered calcium ion into cytosol; phosphatidylinositol-mediated signaling; phosphatidylinositol metabolic process.